AUGGCCUCCGUGGAGCUGAAGAGAGGCGGGACCGCAGCUCACGGAACCGGAGACGACACUUGUAAGUUAACUCUGAAUCCCAGCCUAUCCAAGCUGACCCUAACCCCAGAUCCUGCAUACUGGAUGGAACUGAUCCUGGGUGCCAGACCAGCUGAACUGACUUUGGACUCCACACACCAACCAGAAAGUCAUCCAGAGAUGACCCUCAGUCCUGGUGCAGCUGAUAGGAUUCCAGAUCCGGUACAUCAGCUAGAGGAAACCCCAGGCCCCAGCCUGGCCAGGUUGACCCUGGAACCUGUGCAUUGCCGGCCUGAGCUCCUGGACGCCUGUGCUGACCUCAUCAAUGAGCAGUGGCCCCGAAGCCGAGCGUCCCGCCUACACUCCUUGGGCCAGUCCUCUGAUGCCUUCCCUCUCUGCCUGAUGCUGCUUAGUCCUGGCCUCACGCCCAAGGCAGCCCCCAUCGUGGUGGGGCAUGCUCGCCUGUCACGGGUGCUGGAUCGUCCUGAGAGCCUCCUCGUGGAGACAGUGGUAGUGGCCCGGGCCCUGAGGGGCCGUGGCUUUGGCCGCCAACUUAUGGAAGGCCUGGAGACUUUUGCCAAGGCCCGGGGCUUUUCCCGACUACACCUCACUACCCAUGAUCAGAUGCACUUCUAUGCCCACUUGGGCUACCAGCUGAGUGAGCCCGUGCAGGGCCUUGUCUUUACCAGCCGACAGCUGCCUGCCACCCUGCUCAAUGCCUUCCCCAGGACCUCCUAUCCCCCAAACCCCUGCAAAACCCCCAACCUGACAGCCCAAGCUGCCUCCUCAAGAGUCCCCAGGGGACCUCCAUUGCCACCACCACCACCCCUGCCUGAGCCCCAGACCAUCCUCCCUCCACCUCCACCCCCACCCCCACUCCCACCAGGCUCCUCUUCACCAACCCUACUGGAGACACAAUAUCGAGAUGUGAAGGGCUGUCCCAUCUUCUGGAUGGAGAAGGACAUCUGA
Molecule: messenger RNA, 987 nt
Organism: Elephantulus edwardii (Cape elephant shrew)
Lineage: Eukaryota; Metazoa; Chordata; Mammalia; Macroscelidea; Macroscelididae
Gene: NAA80
Product: N-acetyltransferase 6 (GCN5-related)
Exons: 3
Coding region: 1-987 (328 amino acids)
Biological process (GO): protein acetylation
Cellular component (GO): cytoplasm
Molecular function (GO): acetyl-CoA binding; N-acetyltransferase activity
Source: RefSeq, a predicted model, not a curated record